Trypanosoma brucei brucei TREU927 is the source of this 339-nucleotide messenger RNA. RefSeq lists its product as hypothetical. Lineage: Eukaryota; Euglenozoa; Kinetoplastea; Trypanosomatida; Trypanosomatidae. The transcript has a single exon. The record is from RefSeq and is a predicted model, not a curated record. The coding region runs from base 1 to 339 and encodes 112 amino acids.
AUGAGGAGGCCAAUGGGGAACGAAAAGGCGGACAACAUGAACAUGGAGGGAAACAGAGGGAUGGACUACACGGACAUUACCGGCGAAAGGAAGGAGGUAGUGAAGGUGUUUUGGAGAAUUAGGGGGGACUGGAGGGAGUGGGAAACUGACAAAUCGAGGAGUGGUGAAGAAUUUGAGGUACGUAGUCAAGUGCCCAGCGGACGGACAUUUGGAGGUCUCAUGUUUUUCUUUCGAUGGGCUCGGAGCGCACUUUCUUGCUCUUUUCCGGUAAGGAGCGUUUUAAAGCGGUGGCGCCUGUGGUACGUCAUUGACAAGCUCGAGCGGUGGGAAAACAAAUAA